AUGAUGAUUCUCUCUAGAACCCCAACUCUCCAUCAUCGAAACUUGGCCUCAUUUCGAAAAGAUUAUUCAUUUCUUGUUCAAUCUCUGCCCCUUAUUCCUCCUCCUGCAUCUGCAAUUUCGUUGACAAGAAGAACCCGGAUCCUGAAUCGUUCUAGAAAGAAUCACAAAAGUAGCAUCGUACCCACUUGCAUUAGUCCUGCCCAAGAAGAAAUAGUUCCGGAGACUGCAGUUAUUGAAGAUUCAGAAGAGGCUUCUUCUUCAACCUCUGCUUCAGUUUCUUCAUUAGUUGAUAAUUAUGCAGAAGAAGAAGAAGCGGAGGAAAGGUUAAUGGUGGCAGAGUCGGGAAAUUUUGCGGCGGCGGAUGAAAGCCUGUGGAAUCAAAUGGUGGAAAUUGUGAAGUUCUCUGGGCCAGCUGUUGGGCUGUGGUUAUGUGGGCCCUUGAUGAGUCUCAUCGACACUGCCGUCAUUGGUCAAGGAAGCUCCAUUGAGCUAGCCGCUUUAGGGCCAGGAACUGUGUUUUGUGAUAACACCAGUUACGUGUUCAUGUUUCUGUCAAUUGCUACUUCCAAUUUGGUCGCCACUGCACUUGCCAGGCAGGAUAAAGAAGAAGUGCAGCAUCAAAUAUCUAUCUUGCUUUGUAUUGGGCUGGCUUGUGGUGUGUUCAUGCUCUUGUUUACCGGAUUAUUUGGCCAAUGGGCAAUAAAGGCUUUUACUGGGGCAAGCAAUACUGAAAUCAUAACUGCUGCAAACACAUAUGUCCAGAUCAGGGGCUUAGCCUGGCCAGCAGUGCUGAUUGGAUGGGUUGCUCAAAGCGCAAGCCUCGGGAUGAAAGACUCAUGGGGACCUUUAAAGGCUCUGGCAGUUGCUAGUGCUAUCAAUGGUCUGGGUGACAUAAUUUUGUGCAGAUUCUUAGGAUAUGGUAUUGCUGGGGCAGCUUGGGCAACAAUGGUUUCACAAGUUGUAGCUGCUUAUAUGAUGGUUGAAGCUCUGAAUAACAAGGGUUAUAAUGGGUUUUCCAUCUCGAUUCCAUCAGUUACUGAGCUUACACAGAUAGUUACGCUUGCUGCUCCAGUGUUUAUAACUAUGAUGUCAAAGGUGUUAUUUUACUCCCUUCUUGUCUAUUUUGCCACAUCAAUGGGCACACAAAUGGUUGCUGCUCAUCAAGUCAUGAUACAACUUUACUGCAUGUGUGCGGUAUGGGGUGAGCCUCUUUCUCAGACUGCACAGUCAUUUAUGCCUGAGCUGUUAUAUGGCGCGAAUAGAAGUUUACCAAAGGCACGAAGGCUGUUGAAGUCUCUGGUGAUAAUUGGAGCAUUGAGUGGGGUAAUACUUGGGUCAAUUGGAACAUCGGUCCCUUGGUUGUUUCCCAAGCUCUUUUCACAUGAUUCUCAUGUUAUAGGGGAGAUGCACAAAGUGCUUAUUCCUUACUUUAUUGCCCUCUCUGUGACACCAAGUACUCACAGCCUUGAAGGAACACUUUUAGCUGGGAGAGACUUGAAAUUUAUUAGUUCAUCGAUGAGCACUAUUUUCUGUUUGGGAUCCCUUCUCCUGCUGCUGUUGAGCUCGAAGGGAUAUGGUUUGUCAGGCUGUUGGUUUGCUCUUGUUGCAUUUCAAUGGUCGCGAUUUUCAGUUGCUUUGCGACGUCUCACUUCGCCAAAUGGCAUACUUUAUUCUGAAGACUUGACUCGUUACCAGUUAGGAAAGCUAAAAGCAGCAUAG
Molecule: messenger RNA, 1719 nt
Organism: Oldenlandia corymbosa var. corymbosa
Lineage: Eukaryota; Viridiplantae; Streptophyta; Magnoliopsida; Gentianales; Rubiaceae
Source: the annotation of a GenBank genome assembly